UGCUAUCAAUCUAUAUAUACUGUUCAAGUAACCAAUAAGAACGCGCAUGCAGAGCAAAUUUCUAAUCCAUGAUUUCUGUUAAAGGUUAUUGAAUCAGUGUGGAUCCCUGACAAUUCCAUCUCGUUAUAUCCUGGGUUGAUGAUGGACAUCAAUGAAGUAAAAUGUUUUCUCCCUGAAUCACCUGUCAACAUUGGUGACUAUGGCAACGAAGGGAUAACAGCUGCUGGACUAAAGAUUGCGGUGUCCAAUAAUCGCGUAAACGUCUCUAAAGAGUCCAUGAUGUUUAUCACGUAUGAUUCCGUGUGCCAGGAAUGUAAUAAUACCAUUAAGGGAUGUCAACUUAAGGUGAACUUAUAAGCGCAGGGUUAAAAUUGGGAAAACGAUCGGGGGACUGCCCCCCUCCCCUAGAUUUCCCUUUACAGGAUAUUUAACUGAACCUAAAGGCCUGAUUCCACGAGGCGGAAUAUUUCGACCGAAACGAAAUUUCUCUUUGUCUUUUUACAAUUAGUUCUGCUCGAGAGCUCAUAAAACAAAGAGAAAUUUCGAUUCGGUCGAAAAAUUUCGCUUAGUGGAAAACCGCCUUAAAGGCCUGAUUCCACGACGGCGAAUUCUUUGCCCGAAAUUGUGAGCACAUGAGUGAUUCUAUUGAAUUUGGCCACUUUGUUUACUUUUGCAGUGAGUUGGACGGACUUCCAUUUACUGACGAAACGAAUUUUUUUCUCGCCAAGCCUAAUUUACCUUGAUUGCGAAUACACGUAUUUAUUUCGUGAAAAGUUUCGCAUUUCGCCGAGAAAAAGUGCUCGUGGAAUCAGACCUUUAAGGCUAAAAUCAAAGCACAAUUUAUUUCCAGUUAAUCACAUUUUUGCUGUAUGUACUGAAAAGUUCUUUUUGUUUUGCAAAUUAACAAAGACCAAUGCCUGUUUCAUUUCUGCUCAUUGCUUUGCCCAAAAUCAAAGCCAUCCCAACGACUGGUGUCAACAAUGCCUGCCACAGAUUUCAACAAAAUCCUGGGAGAAGCGAAGAGGUAAUCAG
This is a messenger RNA of Paramuricea clavata, 1032 nucleotides long. The record is from the annotation of a GenBank genome assembly. NCBI's taxonomy places the organism in Eukaryota, Metazoa, Cnidaria, Anthozoa, Malacalcyonacea, Plexauridae.